Messenger RNA from Diospyros lotus (date-plum), 562 nucleotides. Its product is annotated as 40S ribosomal protein S21-2-like. The transcript is spliced from 4 exons. Bases 118 to 363 code for a protein of 81 amino acids. Lineage: Eukaryota; Viridiplantae; Streptophyta; Magnoliopsida; Ericales; Ebenaceae. Gene Ontology annotation, cellular component: cytosolic small ribosomal subunit; ribosome. The record is from RefSeq and is a predicted model, not a curated record. Gene Ontology annotation, biological process: endonucleolytic cleavage in ITS1 to separate SSU-rRNA from 5.8S rRNA and LSU-rRNA from tricistronic rRNA transcript (SSU-rRNA, 5.8S rRNA, LSU-rRNA); endonucleolytic cleavage to generate mature 3'-end of SSU-rRNA from (SSU-rRNA, 5.8S rRNA, LSU-rRNA); translation. Gene Ontology annotation, molecular function: structural constituent of ribosome.
GAGCGCUUUAAAUUGCUCUACGCUCCUCCAAGCCUCACUGCAUCUUCUCGGCCUCUCAUCUGCCAAGUCUCUGUUCUUCGCCUUUUCUGAUCUGUUUUUCAAAUCAAGUCUUUCAAGAUGCAGAACGAAGAGGGCCAAAAUAUGGAUCUUUACAUCCCCAGAAAGUGUUCUGCAACAAAUAGGCUAAUUACUGCAAAGGACCAUGCUUCUGUCCAGAUCAACAUUGGGCAUUUGGAUGAGAAUGGUGUUUAUACUGGAACCUCCUCCACAUUUGCUCUUUGUGGCUUUGUUCGUGCCCAGGGAGAUGCUGACAGUGCUCUAGACCGGUUGUGGCAGAAGAAGAAAGUUGAUGCCCGACAGUAAUAGAAGAUUGCUUAUUGGUUUCUGUCGACUAAAAAUUUAGAGAGAGUUGCUGUUAGCAUGCAAGGAUAUAUUAUUGAACCAUAUUUUAUUUGGUAGCUAAGGACUACUCUAGUAGUUGGCUCAUGUCUUUCCUUUCGUGAUGCAUAUGGGAUUUCAAGUUAACUAUCAAUCUUAUGCACUUAUAUUUUGUGUUUUAUCA